Molecule: messenger RNA, 6008 nt
Organism: Phycodurus eques (leafy seadragon)
Lineage: Eukaryota; Metazoa; Chordata; Actinopteri; Syngnathiformes; Syngnathidae
Gene: arl15a
Product: ADP-ribosylation factor-like 15a
Exons: 5
Coding region: 415-993 (192 amino acids)
Molecular function (GO): GTPase activity; GTP binding
Source: RefSeq, a predicted model, not a curated record
UCGGUUUCCUCAACGAGCCAACCAACCAAAGCAACACUCAAACUGUUAUGUGUGUGUGUGUGCGUGUGCGUGUGUGUGAGUGAGGGGGGGACAAAAAAAAAAAAAACUGCGAGCGAGCCGGAGUGUGUGUGUUCCAGCCCUCGAACCGACCAGCUUCCCCCGCUUGCGUCGACUCGGGACGUCGCUGCCUCGUUUCGGUGUGCUUUCAGGCGCAGGAGACUGUGAAGACAAGCCCCGAGUGCUAACCCACUGAAGGGUGUUUUUAACACCCCACCGUGGCUUGUCGAAGGUGGGGAAUACAAAGCGACGUGUUGCCUGGACGCCCUUUUUUCCGAACAUUUUGGACUCGCUUAAGCUUAAAGGGCGAUUUCUUUCACGUCUGUUGGUGUUGCUGGGACUGCACGACGCUUGUACAUGGAUUAUCUGUGUUUCCGGGCACUGUGCUGUAAAGGACCACCACCGCCAAGACCAGAGUAUGAUGUGGUGUGCAUUGGCCUGACAGGUGCUGGAAAGACGAGCCUGCUCUCACGCCUCUGUAGUGAAGGCAGUGACGGAAUCGUUCCCACUACAGGUUUUAGCAUCAAAGCAGUGCCAUUUCCUAAUGCCAUCUUGAAUGUAAAAGAACUUGGAGGAGCUGACAACAUCAAGAAAUAUUGGUGCCGCUACUACCAGGGGUCGCAGGGUGUCGUCUUCGUAUUGGACAGCGCUUCAUCAGACGAGGACCUUGAGGCGGCGCGUAAUGAGCUGCACUCGGCCCUGCAGCACCCUCAGCUUUGUACGCUGCCUUUCCUCAUUCUCGCCAAUCACCAGGACAAGCCCGCUGCAAGGACGCCAAACCAGAUCAAGAAAUACUUCGAGCUGGAGCCAUUGGCCCGAGGCAAGCGGUGGAUCCUGGACGGCAGCAGCACAGACCAUGUGGACGCCGUGAAGGAAAGCUUUGCUCAGUUCAUCGGCCUGCUGGAAGACAAAGACACGCCGAUCGCCAGGAUAUGAUGGCGCAAGGUAGCGCCAAGAGACACGAACAGCAGACGACGUCAUCGAAAUGUCCCGCUGGUGCGCGCACACCGACGAAUACACGCCCCCCUUUCUUCAGAACUACCUUCCAGGGGCCUUCGGAACCACGUAGAACCUCGUUGUUGUGAAGCUACUCCUGCACCGUGUGAUGAGGUUGGCUUUGUUAUCUCUCGCUGCACUCUUGUUGACACACACACACAAAGUGGAGCCCAGGUUACCUGUAGAUAAGUUUAACUCUUCCACUAAUUACUUUUCAGGAUGUUCGAGUGGGAACCAUUGAUGUGGUUUCCACUGUACAUGUGUCAAGUGUGUCGUGUACAGCGGUUACAUAUCGGCGUGUCAGUGUGUGACACCGCAUCUAGCCUGAGCCUUGUAGCGCUAUCUCAUGGAGUCUGCUGUACAGUUACCACGUAACCGGCACACCGUACACAGUACUGCUACUAAUCAUGUGACUGUGCGAGUGCGCCAAUACGUUUUCAGUGCUUUUAGCGAUGUGCAGCAUAUGGCGCUUUAUGUAUGUAAUAAUUGUUUUUUAAUGCAUAUCACACCACGCAUAAUUUGGGAACUCUUCUCCUCGAGCCAAUGACUAAUACGAGUACUAGGGGCACACUGAAAGGAAACAAAUAUCCCCCAAAAAUACCAGAAUGAAGCUGGACUUUUAUGAUGGUAAAGUAAAAACAGUUACAAGGAAAAUAAUAGUAAUUUUAUCAUAAAAAAUUAUCAAUUCACAAGAAUAAAGUUGUAUCAAGUUGUAAUAGUAUGAGAAUGUCGUUCUACUGAAAAACGUCAGAAUGAAUGGAAUGAACAGCAUAAACUCUGUACAACCCAAGAUAAAAAUUAAACAGUCGUAAUUUUAUGAGUUGAGCGUCUUCAUUUAGCAAAAAUGAUGUUGUAAUAUCACAGGGAAAAGUUGUAAUAUUACAAGGAAAAAAAUCAUUUAAUGGGAAUAAUGUAUUAAGAUUGGGCAAAAUGUUGCAAUUUUACAACCAUGAAUUUGCAAUAUUAUGAGCAUAAACACGUAACGAGGAAACGCUCCUACAGUAAUUUUGUACCAAUACAGGGAAAGUGAGGUCAUCAUUUUUUUGAGGACUUUGUUACAUGAAAAUGGGGAAAAAGACACAAGCAUAAUGUUGUAAUGUGAUUAAGAUGAGAAGAAAAAUAGUCUUAAUUUUACAAGCAUAAAGCUGUUACAUUUUAUGAGAAAAAGUCAUCAUUUUUCAAGUUGCAAUUUUACAAGCAUGAAUUAGCACUAUUACGAGAAUAAAUCUUUAAUAUUAUGUCAAUAAAGUAGUAAUUAUGAGGAAAACAUUCUAAUUUUGCACACACAAAAAUUGCUUUAGCAAAACGGGUGAAACAUUAUACAAAAUAUGAAAUAUUACAAGAAAAAAAUAUUAUUACAUUGUACAAUUCCAAUUAAGUUGGGACGUUGUGUUAAACAUAAAUAAAAACAAAAUACAAUGAUUUGCAAAUCAUGUUCAACCUAUAUUUCAUUGAAUACACUACAAAGACAAGAUAUUUACUGUUCAAACUGAUAAACUGUAUUGUUUUUAGCAAAUAAUCAUUAACUUAGAAUUUUAUGACUGCAACACAUUCCAAAAAAGCUGGGACAGGGUCAUGUGUUCCAUCACCUUUUCUUUUAACAACAUUCAAUAAACGUUUGGGAACUGAGGACACUAAUUGUUGAAGCUUUGUAGGUGCAAUUCGUUCCCAUUCUUGCUUGAUGUACAGCUUCAGCCGUUCAACAGUCCGAGGUCUCCGUUGUCGUACUUUACGCUUCAUAAUGUGUCACACAUUUUCAAUGGGAGACAGGUCUGGACUGCAGGCAGCCCAGUCUAGUACCCGCACUCUUUUGCUACGAAGCCACGCAGUUGUAACAGGAGCAGAAUGUGGUUUGGCAAUGUCUUGCUGAAAUAAGCAGGGGCGUUAAUGAAAAAUACAUUGCUUGGAUGGCAGCAUAAGUUUCUCCAAAACUUAUAGUAUGUACCUUUCAACAUUAAUGGUGCCUUCACAGAGUUACCCAUCCCAUUGGCACUAAAACAAAAUCAUUGUUUUAUGCAAAUAAAGUUGUAAUAUCCCAAGGAAAAGGUUUUAGGAGAGACAAGUCAAAAAAAGUCAGGGUUACAAGAAUACGUAAAAAUACGUAAAGAUUGCUAGAAAUGUUUUUUCCCCCCGAUAUAUUUCUCAAUGCACAUAAUAUUGCAACAUUUUCCCCUACAAAAAUCGGACUUGAAUCUGUUAUUGUUUUUAUGACUAUUUUCUUUUCUUCUCAGUGUGCCUGUCCCACUCACGUAUGAAGUCGCACAGAUUGGAUGUAUUGACAAAUGUGCUUGAUGUGUUUCACGUCAGUGUUUACGCCUCCAGGGUCACUCGUUGUUUUUUGUUGUUGUUAAUUUGUCCUAAUCUGCGUGGACUCGCGCUGCCCGCACGCAGGCUGCUGCCAUCGCGGCCCAAUACAAAGUCAGUCAAUCAGCUGCAGCAACAGCUGCAUGUGACAAGUCCCUGUCUGACACCCUAAUGCCUUCCAACUGUCUGUGAAGACCCCCCUCUGGCCCAGACCGGCCUAAACCCCCACACAUCUUCACACACACACACACACGCCCAAGUGUAUUUGGGUUCUUUUUUUCCUCUCUGCUCUUGACGUCAUCUACCUGGCAUCCAGUCUGCAAAAUUGAACAAACAACAGGACAACUUUCACUCUUUGCUCUUGUCUUGUUUCAUCUUUACUUUUUGAAUCCUGACUCUUUUUUCGGUUUGUCUACAUCUAUUAAAUUGGUAAAAAUCUAAAUUAUUGUCUCGGCUGUAUCUUUACAAUUUGUGGAACACAACAACAACAGAAAACUACUACAAAUAAAACCCAAGAAGAUCAUCAUAAUUUGUUAUAAACAAACAAUACUUCUAAUAAUAAUAAUGAACAACAUGAUAUAUGAGACAUUGAGUAUCUCGCUAAAAGGGAGUAGGCCUACGCCGCCUUACAUUUUGGUAAAUAUAUCUUUUCAUGGGACAACACUGAAAACAUGACACGUUGCUACAAUUUAGUCACUAUACAGCUUGUAUAACACUGUACAUUUGCUGUCCCCUCAAAAUAUUGUAACUUAAAACACAACCAUUAUUGUCUAAACCGCUGGCAACAAAAGUGAGUACACCCCUAAGUGAAAAUUUCCAAAUUGGGCCCAGUUAGCCAGUUUCCCUCCUCGCUGUCAUGUGACUCAUUAGUGUCAUAAGGUCUCAGGCGUGAAUGGGGAGCAGGUGUGUUAAAUUUGCUGUUAUUACUCUCGUACUGGUCACUGGAAGUUCAACAUGACACUUCACACAAUGAAACAAUAUCAGUAGAGAAGAAGGCUAAAAUGAUCAUUGAAGCCGUUCCCCCUGUUUUCUCAAUCGCUCUGCCUUGGUCAAAUGACAGGGAAGGGUUUGUUCACGAGUGCUGCAAUCAGUUUUUGCUAUUCGGAAGUACAGUACGUGUGACGUCAUGGUGAGAAGGUCUUGUAAAUUGGCACGGAGAAUUAUUUUGUAGUGAACAUUGCCUGAAUUGAAUAACAUUUAUAAUUAAAGUAUCACAGUGGGGUGGAGAACUCAACUCACAAAACAUGUUCAAAAAAUGCGCACCAACAUUUUUUUAAAAAUUGACCAUUUAGUUUACAUUUGUGUUAGGUUUUCAACAAAAACAAAUACCAAACCAUCAUAUAAUUUGAUUCGUCCAGCCCAACCAUUAACAGUAUACUUUUUAUGAGAUACUUGUCAUAUCUUAUAUUUUGCUGUUUGGUACAACCCUGUUACAGAUACUCAAGCACCUGGAAAAACGUUACAAAAAUAUUGCUGAUUGUAUUUUAAGACAUUUAAUGUUACUAUAACUCUAAUUACAGUAACAGGGUUACAACUCAAUGCUUGUAAAGUUUUUGCUCGAGUACAUGCUAGCUUUGCUAGCUGCUAUGCUAAUUGGUCAUGAACAAACUAAAAAAAAAAAAAACCUGAGAUCUACCCAUGGUUAGCAAUUAGCUUGAUAAUGUCAUUUCUGCCGAGUCAUGCAGCUCACUUUUUUUUCUCUUCCUCUGGACGGUUCAAAAGCUUUUAGUAACAGGGUUGUGUAUGUUGAGAGACAGAUUUAGAGCAUAACUACUAUUUAAAAGACAACUGAUAAAAACAAAAUAUGUUAACAACUAAAAGAAAGACAACAAAAUCUUGCAAAAAAAAAACAGUUUUAAAACGUAUUUCAUCUGUUACAUUUGAUGUAAGUUGGUCAUCAAGAGAGAGGGACAAGAGAAGCCAUUUUAGGGGCUGCUCGAGAGCUAUUUUGGUAUUUUCAAUAACACUCGUCAACAGUAAAUUUAUUGUCCAAGUUUAUUUAGCUGAUUUAGGACAAUUUUGAUGUGCUGAAUCCAAAUACCACAUUGGGUCAACAUUUUGGACUACAGCCACAUGCUUUUUUUUUGUUUUUGUUUUUUGUUUACAUGUACAGGUAUUUUCACUUUAGAGGUUUAAAUAAACGGAGGUUCAUGCCCUGAAUUUUGAACAAUGAUGAUGUAACAUUCAAUUUACAGGUACUUUUUUGUCUGCGAUACAUUGUUGAAUGAGCAGAGUUUGUAACAUUUGAUUAAUGAACAUAAUUUGUAACAUUUGAUGAAUAAACACUUUGCAUGAAAACCUGACAUGAACAAUAGAAUUGGAUGUCAUUUUCAGAUUCAGUGAUGCAAAAUUGUCCUAAAUCAAUUUACAAACAAACAAACAAUUGUAACCCAGUGUAAUAUUUCAGAAUUAACUUUAUUCCAGCUAUAGUUGCAUUUUGUUUCAGGAAAAUUAUAAUUUACACAACAGGUACAUGGGCAGGUACAUAAAAUGUCCUCUAUUUGCAGAAUGACCCAAAUAAAAAAUAAAUAAAUAAAUGUCCCCUGAAUAUAAUAAAUCCCUCGGACUGGGCAAAGUCCUCUGAAGUGUAAAGCUAAAGUGCAAACGGUCAGGGAAGUGAGAGAGGUGCUGCUGGUGAUCUACUUUGUGAG